GAGGCAGAAGUUGUGAAAAGUGCAUUAAAGACAUGCUGCCUUAAUGAUCUAAUUAAUGAAAACAGCAGUGCCUUUUUUCAGGCUUGGUGAAAGCCUAAAAUAAAAUAUAUAACUAAUGAAUAGCAGAGAGGUGCUAUGCACCAAUGAGAUCUGAAUUAUUUUUUAUUUUAAGUGUGCAUAGUUUUACUGUGCAUAGUUUUGCAAUAUUUCGCUUAUAACAGUCUACACGUUUUCCUGGUUAAGUAUAAUUUUUACCCACAUAACCAUUGUACUUUUUCUUAAGCUGCAAGAGUUAACUAUCACUUACUUUUGAGAGUAGCUAGUGCUUUAUUAUUACUAACAGAGUUUUCAUGGAAACUAAAGUCUUGAUUUGUGUUUGAUACUGUUCUUUAUGUUUCAGAGGGAACAAGUAUUCUACAAUCUAGAAGAGUGAAGACUGUUAUAUGGAUUCUAUAAAAGAAAAUAAUUUUUAUGUAGGUAAAGUGUGGGUACAAUGUGAGAACAGGAGCUGUUUAAAAUGGAGACUGUUACAGCAAGAUGAUGUAGAAAAUAUUGAUUCCAGUGCACCAUGGUACUGUUAUAUGAAUGUUGAUCCAGAGUUUAAUAAAUGUUCUGUUGCUGAAGAAUAUUUUCCUGAGGAGUCUCAAUUUCAAAAACAUGGAUUAAAAUAUGUUUAUUCAAAACUUCCAUUAGGAAGCUUAGUUUUGGCAAAAAUGAAAACAUGGCCAAGAUGGCCUGGCAUUCUUUCUCCUGAUCCUGUUGAUGGACAGUAUGUGAUAUAUAAUUUAAAUGGAGAUGUUGAAAGUCAUCAUGUAGAGUUUCUGGGGAAUCCCCAUUCCAGGAGUUGGACUGCCAUAAAAUACAUUGAUCCUUAUCCCAGUUCAUUUAAGGCAGAUGUAUGUAAGAGGAAAAAAGCCUGGUAUGAAAGUGCAUUGGAAGAGGCAAACAAAUUGCUAGCAUGUUCUACUCAGCAAAGGCUCGACAUAUGCUACCUAUCAAAAAAGGGUACAGUAAAUGAUGAAGAAGCCAAAAGAAAAACUGAUAGAAUAAAAUGUAGAAAAAUGAUAAAAAGUUGUACAAAAAGAUAUGGGAAGGAAACUAGCUGUAGAAAUGGAAGAAAGAGAAAGCAAAGAACAUUGACAUAUCCUGGCAAAAUAGCAAGGUCAGAAGAUAUCCUAUCAAGAGAAAGCCUAGUUGAAACCGAGACAGAAAUUAUACUGAAAGAUUUGGACCAAAUUCUCAAUCAAGUAGUAGUCACCUCCAAGCCUUCUUUUGAAUCAUCUGGGGAUGGAGAGGACAAUAAUGAAAGAGAAGAGGUACCUAACUUCUGUACAGAAGUUAGUAAAGAAAGAAGACCAAUGGAAAUCAACACUCAAGAAGACUGUAUUAUAAUUGAUGGGAAAGCUUUCAAGGCUGGAGAGUGUAUUGAGAACAUAACAGAACAGUUUAAAGAAAUAGAUUCUUUAAUGGCUGACUUCCAAGGCAGCUUGUAGCACUGAUAAGAGAGAAUCUAUUAUACUGUUUACAACUUUAGAGUGCAUCCUUUUUCACAUAUAGUGGGAGAAUCUUAAAAGCAGUUCAACAAUAUAGAUUACUUGAAGUUAGAUUUACUUUAACAAAGGGUCACAUUUGUUGAUAAAACUAAUAAUGCACUUGGUCUGUAUUAACUGGUCUGCGUUCAUAUUACACAGCGAGAGUUAAUAGUAAUGUCAUGUACUUUUAGAUACUGUUUUCUGUAAAAAUCAGAUUGAAAAUAAAGAUUGGUCAUACUUCA
Messenger RNA from Candoia aspera, 1774 nucleotides. It is a transcript of the gene ZCWPW2, whose product is annotated as zinc finger CW-type and PWWP domain containing 2. Gene Ontology annotation, cellular component: nucleus. Lineage: Eukaryota; Metazoa; Chordata; Lepidosauria; Squamata; Candoiidae. Gene Ontology annotation, molecular function: zinc ion binding. The record is from RefSeq and is a predicted model, not a curated record. The transcript has 8 exons. The coding region runs from base 444 to 1493 and encodes 349 amino acids.